AUGGUUCAUCACAAAGUUACAAUUAUUGGAUCUGGUCCAGCAGCUCAUACAGCUGCUAUAUAUUUAGCAAGAGCCGAAAUCAAACCAACAAUGUACGAAGGUAUGUUGGCUAAUGGUGUUGCAGCUGGUGGUCAAUUAACCACGACUACUGAUAUUGAAAAUUUUCCUGGAUUUCCAGAAGGUAUAAAUGGUACUAAAUUAAUGGAUUUAAUGAAACAACAAAGUGAAAGAUUUGGUACUGAAAUUAUUACUGAAACUAUUUCUAAGUGUGAUUUAACAAGUAGACCUUUCAAAUUAUGGACUGAAUUUAAUGAAGAUGAAGCUCCAAUUACUAGUGAUGCUGUCAUUAUUGCUACUGGUGCUUCAGCCAAAAGAAUGCAUUUACCAGGUGAAGAAGAUUAUUGGCAACAAGGUAUAUCAGCUUGUGCUGUAUGUGAUGGUGCAGUACCAAUUUUUAGAAAUAAUCCAUUAGCUGUUGUUGGUGGUGGAGAUUCUGCAUGUGAAGAAGCUUUAUUUUUAACAAAAUAUGCUUCAAAAGUUUAUCUUUUAGUUAGAAGAGAUCAAUUAAGAGCUUCAUCAAUUAUGCAAAAAAGAGCUAAAAAUAAUGAAAAAUUAGAAAUUUUAUGGAAUACUGAAGCAAAAGCUGCAAAGGGGGAUGGUAAAUUAUUACAAUCAUUAGAAAUAUAUAAUAAUAAAACAAAAGAAACUUCAGAUUUAAAAGUAAAUGGUUUAUUUUAUGCUAUUGGGCAUAUUCCAGCUACUAAAAUAUUUGAAGGUCAAUUAAAAAUGGAUGAUACUGGUUAUAUUAUAAAUAAACCUGGUACUGCUUCUACUUCAAUAGAAGGUGUUUUUGCUGCUGGUGAUGUUCAAGAUAAAAUUUAUAGACAAGCUAUAACUUCUGCUGGUACUGGUUGUAUGGCAGCUUUAGAGUGUGAAAAAUUUAUUGUUGAACAAGAAGAUUAA
Molecule: messenger RNA, 963 nt
Organism: Lodderomyces pseudojiufengensis
Lineage: Eukaryota; Fungi; Ascomycota; Pichiomycetes; Serinales; Debaryomycetaceae
Gene: TRR1
Product: thioredoxin-disulfide reductase
Exons: 1
Coding region: 1-963 (320 amino acids)
Biological process (GO): removal of superoxide radicals
Cellular component (GO): cytoplasm
Molecular function (GO): thioredoxin-disulfide reductase (NADPH) activity
Source: RefSeq, a predicted model, not a curated record